Messenger RNA from Apis dorsata (giant honeybee), 2719 nucleotides. RefSeq lists its product as uncharacterized. Lineage: Eukaryota; Metazoa; Arthropoda; Insecta; Hymenoptera; Apidae. Gene Ontology annotation, cellular component: membrane. Bases 208 to 2370 code for a protein of 720 amino acids. The transcript has 11 exons. The record is from RefSeq and is a predicted model, not a curated record.
UGCAUCUCGCAGAUCGGCAACAAUUCCAAUUUGAAUCAGACCAACGACCCGAUCUCCCAGUUCUCGAUCAGCGAGACGGCGUUGCAUCAGCUCAUCGCCACUCCGCCGACCAAGUCCGUGUCCCUCGAUGCGACAGGAUCACGGAAAUCGUUCAACAAUUCGACGUCCACGUUGCUCGAGGAAUCGAUCAUUUGCCACGACGGCCGCAUGGUUCGAAACAGCUCGUUGCGGAGGAAGAAGAGCAGGUUGCGCAAGAAGAAUCUGGGUCGUAAGAGCGACUCCAGCUUGGAAGGUGUAAACGCCGCGAAUCAUUCCGCGGGAAGCGACGGGAGCUCGUCGAACCAGCAACGAUCGCCCCGAAAGGUGAGCGGGAAUCGCGCGAUGCGCACCAUUUCCAGAGACUGUCACGGCCGUUUGACCACCCUCGUGAAAUCCGGCUCGUUCUCCGGGUGCACCGCCCACCAGCAACUCUCCGCGGAGAGGACGAUCGUCAGCGACCCGACACCGCCGUUCAGGUUACCCUGCUGCACUUCGGUGGCUUCCACGUCCGAGACCGAGGGCGAGGAGCAACGUAAUCGCACGCGCGGCUGCUUCCCCUUCGACGACAAUCUGUUCGACACCGUGCUCAACAACAAGGAGCUGUGCAAUCAGCAGCUGAAUAUGGAUAGCGAUAUCGAGAUGAACAGUCUUGGGAACAACUCGUUCUCCGAGCAAGCUUGGGAUAAUUAUCAGGAGAAAUAUAUGAGCGAGCCGUACAGCGAAGCACCGGAUAUAGAAACGGCACGAAGAUUAUUGGACUUUGGGGACGAUUAUCGAAACUUUCUCGAUAGUCAGUCCGAUUGUGCCUCCAGUAUGAGCGCAAUAGCCGCUAGUUCUCCACUGCCUAGAAGUCGUAUGCAUCAUGAAAUAACGGAUACGACGGAAGAUAGCGAUAGCGACGUAGAUGAUAUCCGGAACAUAGUGGAGAAAUCGCAAAGUCAAUUGUCACUCGCUGAGAAUUUGUUCUCGAGGUCGAACAACGGCUCGAUGCAAGAAGAUUUCACGGAACUCGAGUGCACGUGUAGAGAAAAUCUGCGGUGUCUGCACACGUUGUUAGAGUCUGUCAGCAAUUCGUUCCGAAGUGAAAAAUACGUCAAGCAAAUCCGUGGCAUGCUGGAGAAAUGGGAAUCCUUGACCACCAGAGUGGAGGAAACACAAAUGGCCACUGCGCUUCACAGGGAGUUAACCACUCUGCGCACGGAAUUCAAAGCUGCACACGACAGACUUUUCUCGUACGAGAUCAUAUUGGAGCAGCCGCACGUCCUCGACGAGAGAAUUAAUCGAAUCACGGCCGAACUGGCAGCGUUGAGGGAUCGCAAGGCGGCUAUGCUGGCGUUGAACGUCUCGACGCACAGGCUGAUCACCGAUCUAGGUAACUCCGCCUCGUUGAUCUUCACGGCGCUCAAGGAUGGUGUGGCGGAUCUGUAUCGCGUCUGGGAUGAAACCUUUCAAAAAGGCAAUCAACAAUUGUGCGCUCUGCAAGCCGUCCAACAGUUCAGUAUACGUUUGUCGGAGCUUCAGUGCGCUUUACGGAGGGAUAAGGACACGCUUGCAGUUUUGGACGUGGCCCUACAGGCAGGAGCCACUUCGGAGGUUGCUUCGUCAGUUCGUCACGUCGCAAGGUUGUUGUCCGAGAAACAAGACAUCAGUUGUCAGAACGGGACGGUGGUGUUGAAAGACUCGAGCACGGAGGAAGUGGGCAGCGGUGUGUCGGGGAAAUUCGGCGACUCGUCGCCGAUCAGUCUGACCGAAGGUGGCUCCCUGUCCGACAGCGGGAUCUCCGACAGCGGAAGCGAGCAAGAGUUGAGCGAGCGGGAGAGAAGAUUGGCCGCCCUUCGACGAUUGACGCGCAGCUUGGAGAGUCAGCUGGCGCCCGGAAGCGAGGCCCUGGUCGAGCUUCUGAAACGUGUCGAGGACGCGGAAACGGAACUAAGGGAUCUUCAGAAGCAGUGCAGAGAAUUGAUCGUACGCACCGCCGCCAGUGUCGAGGCGAGAGCUGCCAAGAGGACGAGCAGCAACCAGGUUCAUCAUUUCGUCGACAAGCGCAAGAAGGCCAGCGUCGCGGUGAUGUCGAAGGAGGGUACGGAGCGCGUCGCUGCGAUCGCGGCGAAAAGUGGCGCCACGGACGGCGGGGACCCAGACCACGAUCCGGGGCUUUCCCACAGUUGGAUCUCGCGCAUUCUGAGAGCUGCGCUGCCCUUCCAACUGGCCCUGGUCGCCCUCUUCUACGCGGCCAGCCUCCUCGAGCCCCAUUGCUGCGAGGCGACCAACACUUUGAACCUCUCGCUCACCCCUCAACUGCGCUACGUAAGGGGGCCACCACCCGUCUGAACGUCGCGACGUCCGAUCGUUUGUUGGAAUAAUUUUUGACGCGGCGUCCGCGCUCCAUGGGAUCUCCACGGAAUACAAUCGUUCCAAUCAUCGUAGAAACCUCCUCAGUCACCGAGCACACCUUGCUCCCCCUUCCUUACGUUCAAUUACGUUUUGGUCAUUGCGUUUUUCGUGAAAUCGAGUUGAUAUGGAUCGUUAUAGAGUGUGUCGUUGUCGUAUACGAGAGAGAGAGAGAGAAAGAGAGCGCAUAAUUUUUGGAAAAUUCGCGGUACAUUCGAGUAUCGAUACGCUGUCAACGAGCUUGUUCAAAGAAUUGAUCUAGAAUCGCGAGAAAUCAUUGAUUGGUAAA